Panicum hallii is the source of this 1367-nucleotide messenger RNA. Its product is annotated as quinone-oxidoreductase QR2-like. The record is from RefSeq and is a predicted model, not a curated record. The transcript is spliced from 2 exons. Gene Ontology annotation, molecular function: NAD(P)H dehydrogenase (quinone) activity; FMN binding. The coding region runs from base 299 to 913 and encodes 204 amino acids. NCBI's taxonomy places the organism in Eukaryota, Viridiplantae, Streptophyta, Magnoliopsida, Poales, Poaceae.
UUAUUAAUGUGAUGAGAUGAGAUGAGAUGCCAUGAGAGACUCGGCCGGCCUUUGGUCUGGUUCAUCCAGCAGGUAGCAGCCACACCGUGCGUGCCUGGUCAAGGUCAAACCCCCAAGCAAAGCAAGCAGCCAUUGCCUGCCCCUUGUAUCUAUAAAUGGUGCAUCAUCUAGUUGCUGCUGCUCUGCCCCAAGCAAGCAACCACAGGAGCAAGAAGAGCUAGUGUAGCUGAAAGCAGAGGAGGAGCUAGCUUCUUUGUGCAAAAAGAGGAGACCCAUUAUAUACUAGUAGCAAAUAGCAAUGGCGGCGACCAAGAUCUACAUCGUGUACUACUCGACCUGGGGCCACGUUGCGGCGCUGGCGGAGGAGCUCAAGAAGGGCGCCGAGUCCGUGGACGGCGUGGAGGCGACGGUGUGGCGCGUCCCGGAGACGCUGCCGGAGGAGGUGCUGGGGAAGAUGCACGCGGCGCCGCAGCGCGAGGAGCACCCAGUGAUCUCGGCGCGGCAGCUGGCGGAGGCCGACGGCGUGCUGCUGGGCUUCCCGACGCGGUUCGGCAUGAUGGCGGCGCAGAUGAAGGCGUUCCUGGACUCCACGGGCGGGCUGUGGCAGGAGCAGGCCCUGGCGGGGAAGCCCGCGGGUUUCUUCUUCGCCACCGGCACCCAGGGCGGCGGGCAGGAGUCCACCGCGCUCACCGCCGUGACGCAGCUCGCGCACCACGGCAUGCUCUUCGUCCCGCUCGGGUGCACCUUCGGCGCGCGCAUGUUCGGCAUGGACGAGGUCAGGGGGGGCAGCCCGUACGGGGCGGGCACCUUCGCCGGCGCCGACGGCAGCAGGACGCCCAGCGAGACCGAGCUCGCCAUGGCCCAGCACCAGGGGAAGCACUUCGCGGCCGUCGCCAAGAAGCUCAAGGCCUGAUUCCUUGAUGAAUACUGCUGCUGCUCCAAACUAGCACUACUAUGUUCUUUUGCGAUUCAAUAAUAAUGACAGCAGCGAUAUGUAAGGAUCGAUGCGUGAUUUGCUGGUUGAUCCUACUAAUUAAGAAUGAUUAAUUCGCAAUGGUAUUAUUUCAAGUUAUCAGUAUAUAUAGAACACAGCUCAUGGAUCUUGCCUUUGACCAAGAAGUAAGCAAGCCAAGGACCAUCCUGAUGAGCCGCCCUCCUCUUCCUCCUCCUCAGGAAAAAAAAGAAGAAGAAGAAGAAAGAAGAUGAAUAAUGAAAUGUUCCGAUCCUAUAUAAUUGAUUGAAGAUGUCCAGGGCGGUGAGGAGGUAGCAGCCUGCCUUUCCAAAUUGCCAUGGUUGGUCGGAGAAUGAAGUCAUACCCAUUCGUCGUCGUCCUAGUCGAUGGGGCACAUCACGGAUGACUUCUUCUU